This is a messenger RNA of Cheilinus undulatus (humphead wrasse), 1705 nucleotides long. RefSeq names its product WD repeat domain phosphoinositide-interacting protein 1-like. The transcript has 12 exons. Bases 331 to 1680 code for a protein of 449 amino acids. Gene Ontology annotation, biological process: protein lipidation; autophagy of mitochondrion; nucleophagy. The record is from RefSeq and is a predicted model, not a curated record. NCBI's taxonomy places the organism in Eukaryota, Metazoa, Chordata, Actinopteri, Labriformes, Labridae. Gene Ontology annotation, cellular component: cytosol; phagophore assembly site membrane; extrinsic component of membrane. Gene Ontology annotation, molecular function: phosphatidylinositol-3,5-bisphosphate binding; phosphatidylinositol-3-phosphate binding; protein binding.
UCCACCCAUCAGCUGUUUUUGUUUUGCUGCUGUGUGGACAUUGGAAGUUAAUAACAUAAUAACAACAGUGUCGACUGUUUAAAGCGAAAGAGUCCAUUUAGGAGGUGCUAUUGUUAAUCCUUCAUCUUGAUCAGAUUUGGGAUCAAUCUUUCGGUGUGCUAUGUGUGUCUUUUGAGCCAGUCUGCCCGGACAGUCCUCUCCCCUGAAGAGUGUGAGCGUGGCGCUUGGAGUCGGGGAGCAGAGGAGGGGAAGCGGGUUCCGGCGGGGAUCGACCCGAGCCCUAGGCCUCCGACCUCGGCCGGCGAGAGGAGAGGGACGUUAGCGACUCAGAUGGAGUCCGAGGAAGCACCGGACGGUCCCGCAGUGCGCCGAGGCUUCAUCUGUGCCUCGUUUAACCAGGACACCACCUCUCUGUCAGUGGGCACCAAAACUGGAUACCGGCUCUUCUCAGUGACUGCUGUGGACAAACUGGACUGCAUCCAUGAGGGAGGUAAGGAGGACACUCUGCCUCAUCUGUUCGAGUGUCCAGAUGUGUACAUCGUGGAGCGUUUGUUCUCCAGCAGUCUGGUGGUGGUGGUCAGUCUGUCCAUGCCUCGGAGAAUGAAUGUCUACCACUUUAAGAAAGGCACAGAGAUUUGUAACUACAGCUACUCCAACAACAUCCUCUCUGUCAGGCUCAACAGACAGCGGCUGGUGGUGUGCCUAGAGGAGUCGAUCUACAUUCACAAUAUAAAAGACAUGAAACUACUUAAGACCCUGCUCAACACACCCACAAACCCCUCAGGUCUUUGUGCUCUCUCUGUAAACCACAGUAACUCAUUCCUGGCGUACCCUGGUAGUGCCACCAUCGGGGAGAUCACUGUCUAUGAUGCUAACAACCUGACCACUCUGACACUGAUCCAGGCCCAUGACAGCCCCCUGGCAGCCCUCACUUUUAACUCCUCCGGUACCAAACUGGCCAGUGCUUCAGAGAAGGGCACUGUUAUUAGAGUCUUCAGCGUGCCUGAAGGACAGAAGUUGUUUGAAUUCCGCCGAGGGAUGAAAAGAUAUGUCAGCAUCAGUUCAUUGUCCUUCAGCGCCGACGCCCAGUUCCUGUGUGCCUCCAGCAACACUGAGACGGUUCAUAUCUUUAAACUGGAGCAGCACAGUCCCAGUCAAGAGGAGGAGUCUCCUACGUGGUCGGCCUAUGUGGGAAAAAUGUUCACAGCAGCCAGCACCUACCUGCCUGCCCAGGUGUCUGACAUGAUGCACCAGGACCGAGCCUUCGCCACUGUACGACUCAACAUGUUUGGCCUGAAGAACAUCUGUGCCCUUGCUACGAUUCAGAAGCUCCCUCGUCUGCUGGUGGCAUCCUCAGACGGGUUUCUUUACAUUUAUAAUGUGGAUCCACAGGAUGGAGGAGAAUGUGUGCUCGUGCAAAAACACAGGUUGUUUGACUCCAGUGAGGAGCAGGUGGAAGAGAGUGAAGAAGAGAAACAGGAAGAUGUACCUCCCCAACCAGCCAGCCAAUCAUACGCUGCCACUGUAGCUCUCCCUUCGACUCCUCCCUCUUCCACCACUCUCAUGGGUUACUCUGAGGAUGGUGGAGCCCAGAAAGGUGAGCUCAUCCCAGAACACGAGUUUGCUGAGGGCCCCGUGUGUCUAGACGACGAGAAUGAAUUCCCACCAGUUGGCAACUAGAGUAACUGACCAAACCCUGCUUUCU